Molecule: messenger RNA, 2052 nt
Organism: Metarhizium acridum CQMa 102
Lineage: Eukaryota; Fungi; Ascomycota; Sordariomycetes; Hypocreales; Clavicipitaceae
Molecular function (GO): zinc ion binding; nucleic acid binding
Source: RefSeq, a predicted model, not a curated record
AUGAGCCUCAAUAAUGGGAAUAAGACGCCAGGCGACGUCAUCCACCCCGGGGACAGUGACGGCGAGAGCAACUACGAGCCCAAGAUUGACCACGAGCCAAUUCCGGAGCCAGCACCGCAAGGCAUGGAUAGCCAACUGUCAACACCUGGCCAGAAACGGCUACGCGAUGAGGCCGGCGACGGCAAGUCUAACAGCUUCCCGCCAGCUGCUACCAUCCAUGAGCAUGUGCUCUCGCGCGGUUCAAAGCGGCUCAAACUGAGCACAUCACCUUCAAACCGCACUCAUCAAGGCUCAGAGGAAGGCGAAGUUGAUGAGUCUGAAUCCGAAGCCAAUCCUCGCGCUGCGUUGGAGAAGGGCAAACAAUCUGUGUUUGCCAGUGCAGCGGAGGCCACGAAUCCCCCUGCUCACUCUGCGGCAGCUUCUUCCCCUUCGGCAACAAACAGGCGUUCGACAUCAGGUCACACGACCGACCAGGCCGAUGUUGACGAAUUUGAACCCUUCGCUGGAGCCAGUAUGCCUCCUGAACCCCCUACCUAUACGGUAGGUUCACUGUCACUGGGCCUGCCUGCAUUAUCUCGAAAGAAGCAGGGCUCAUGGGCCGCCAGGUUCAAGGACUGGGUUCAGGUACUUUGCAAGUAUAACCCGCAAAACGUCUCUGCAAUCACGCCUACAGUGGCGACGGACGCCUUCAUCCAUUACCUUGAUUCUCAUAGUGGCCUGCGGCAGACGAAGAAGAAGGCAGCAAGACAAGCUGCCAAAAGUUUGCUACUUGCUGGCACGACACAGACCACGAUUGAAGAAACCAAGUCUUCGACGGAUGCUAGUCCGCAACAACCGGCCGCCGAGCCACCAGCAAAGACCCAAGGCACAAACGACGGCUCACCAGAGGAGGGCGAGGUCUCUAGUAACGGCGGCCAUCUAGCGCCAACGGAAAUGAAGUACACAACACAGAAUGGCGACGCUUCCAUAGUCAGAGAAGGCGUUCCAACUGGGCCAGAGGAGCUGGAGCAACAGCGAAGAUACUUCCCCUCGGCUGCUGACCCAACCAAGAUGUGUCUUUUGUGUGGCCUCGAAGGCCAUAGGGCGGUUCAUUGCUCUCGCUCCAAAUGCAGAUUUUGCGACAGCUAUGAUCACUGGGACUUUUGCUGUCCCAGUAUCCAAGAACGAUGCGACAAGUGCCGUCAAUUGGGGCACAAGGCUGCCGCCUGUGUUGAAAAGCUGGCAAUGACAGCAGACGAGGGCCUGGCUUGCCUUUACUGCAAGUCUUCUGAGCAUCUGGAGGACAGCUGCACAGAUAUCUGGCGAUCAUUUCGCCCGGAGGAACAAACAAUACACACAGUAGUGUAUUUGCCCAGCUCGUGUGCAGUGUGUGGUGGCAAAGACCACCUUUCAGGGGAUUGCAGACACAGAAGAGGAGUUUGCUCCAACCCUACCUGGUCCUUACAAAACCGCAGCCUCUAUAUGGACUAUAGUUGUGACGCGUUGUCGAUCGAGGAUGCCGCCAACCCUGAAGGCAACAGGCAACCAUUGCGGGCUCCUGAGACCAAGAUUCGCGGCCACGCUGCACGGACAGCCAAUAUCCAUUAUUCAGAAAGUGACGACUCUGACAUAGAGUUCCUCGGCGGGAAGCCGUUGAAAGCACCGAAAGAGGGCGUCGGCCAAAUUCGAAUGUCUAGCAAUAUCCAGUUGCCACAUUCGAUGGGUAGUUACGCCGUCAACAGCUUUCAGCCACUCGCUGGCCAACCACCGCUUCCUCCGGGACCGCCGCCGUCAGGACCCUUGACAGGAGGCCAAUCUAGUAGAUAUCCCCCUCCACCUGGAGCUCGCGGGUAUCACUCCCAACCCCCAGCCCCUCCCCCUUCUCUUCCAACCAAGCCUCCUCCAUCAACGCGAGGCUAUCGCAGCGUGCCGCCACCUCCUCUUCCACCGCCAACCAAUGCGAAUAGGUCCAGAGGUGGACAUGGCAACCAAGGCGGGCGGGGCGGAAGGGGCGGCGGCGGUGGUGGUGGUGGGAGAGGGGGACGAGGCAGAGGCAGAGGCAGAGGGCGAUAG